UUGUUUGGGGCUAUCAGAGGUAUCUGUUAUAAUUUGAUUCUUGCUGGAUUCAUAAGGUUCCUCGUCUAUGGGUUGCUCCAGCUCACUGGUUGGCUGUUUGUGCUCGUCAACGCCGUUUUCUUUUCUGGUCGUAUUGAUUGUUAUUUGUUUUGGUUUCUUGUCUUUUUAGUUUCCUCUAUUAUUUCGUGUUUUCUUGCUUCACUUUGCUCUCAGAUUGUACUCUUUUUUUUUUUUUUCCUUCCUGUUUCGUUAUAUGAAGAGCAUCUUUGUCAAAAAAGAAAAAAAAAAAAAAAAAUCUGACUGUUGACAUUUUAUGCGUGCCAUUAUUUUCCUCCUACGUUUUUUAUUUUUUAUUUUUCGUUUUUUUUGGUUUAGUUUUGGCCCUUUGUAGCUCUCCGCUUCGCUUUUAUGCUGCACCUCCCUUUCUAUCUCCCCAGUUUCCAUUGAAGCGUAUUUCGAGUCUUUCAUUGAAGCAGCUUCUAAGCUUACUCUCCUCCAUCGAAGCAUUUCCCGAGGAAUGGGAACUUGCUGAAAACUUUUCUUGGGUAUUUAUUUUGCCGCGAUAGUUCAUUUGGAAAAGGCAAUUGAUUUAUAUAUAUAAGUAAUCCAUGGGGGAUAUACAAUUAUCUGGAAAACCAAUUGAUUCUCUCUUGGAGAAGGUCCUGUGUAUGAACAUUCUUUCUUCGGAUUAUUUCCGUGACCUUUAUCGUUUGAAGACAUACCAUGAGGUGAUUGAUGAGAUAUACAAUCAAGUUGAUCAUGUGGAGCCGUGGAUGACUGGAAACUGCCGGGGACCUUCUACGGCUUUUUGUCUGUUGUACAAGUUUUUUACCAUGAAGCUAACUGCCAAGCAAAUGCAUGGGCUAUUGAAGCAUCCAGAUUCUCCUUACAUUAGAGCUGUUGGAUUCUUAUACCUUAGGUAUGCAGCAGACCCAAAAACAUUGUGGACCUGGUUUGAACCAUAUAUUCAAGAUGAUGAGGAGUUUUCGCCAGGUUCUAGUGGAAAGAUGACCACUAUGGGUGUGUAUGUGCGGGACUUACUUCUUGGACAGUAUUACUUUGACACCCUUUUCCCUCGUAUCCCUGUAACUGUAGUGCGGCAAGUUGUCUCCCACCUUGAAAAGAUGAAGCUCCCGACGAAGUCAUCAGGUUCAAUUGGAGAGAAUAGUCGGCUUGGAUCUGAGGAUACUGCACGUCGUCCUCCUUCUGUUAAGGCAGCUCUUUCUGUUUCUUUUGGACAACGUGCUCCACAUCGGGCAUCAACUCGAGACUCUUCUCCUGUUCGCCGUGCUGUACCCCCACCUCCUUAUGAUCGAGGUGGUAGCGAUGAUCCCCGGAGGUCUCCUAGCAGGCAUCGUAGUCAGAGCCGUGAUUUGUCUGACAGAGAGUAUUUUGACAGGGAUGUGGGGAAAGGGAGGAGCCGUGACCAGGAUCGAGAUCGGGACCGAGAUCGCUACCGGGACAGAGACUUCUGGGACCGUGAUAGGGACAGAGAAAGAAGCCAUGAUAGAGAAAGAGAUUAUGACAGAGAGAGAGACCGCAGGCGUGGUUAUGAUAGAAGCAGGUAUUCUGAAAGAGAUGGCAGCAGAAGGGAUAGAGACGAUUAUGAUGAUUACCACUCUCGAAGGAGCAGGAGUAGAAGUAGGAGCAAAAGCCGGAGGUCUCCAUCUCCUGUUCGUACAGAGCGUUUUGAUCAUUAUUCAAGCACUAACAGUGAUAAAAGCAAAGAAAAAGAGAGAACGUCAGCAUCAAGCAAUCUCGCCAAGCUCAAGGACCUUUAUGGUGAUUUAGGUAACCAGAAAGGUGAUGCAAGCAUGGAAAGAGGGUACACCAAGGAUAGUGGUGCUGAAGAGGUUAUUAGAUUAGGGGGUGCUCGCUGGAAGUGAUGCGCAUGUUUCUGUGCCAGUUCAGUUGAGAAACUAUGUCACACUCUGCGCUAGAUGUGAUUUGUCCCAUUUUAGGAUCGGUAGGACCAUAAACAGAGAUCUUUCUAUGUUCCAACAAUUGUGAUGCAAUUUACUGUUGUAUAUUUGAUGUUCACAUAAAAUUUCAUUAAUUUAUGCUUCAUGGGUUUUUAUAAAAUUGUGGUGGUGUUAGGCCUGUCGCCAAACAA
Molecule: messenger RNA, 2113 nt
Organism: Chenopodium quinoa (quinoa)
Lineage: Eukaryota; Viridiplantae; Streptophyta; Magnoliopsida; Caryophyllales; Amaranthaceae
Product: pre-mRNA splicing factor SR-like 1
Exons: 5
Coding region: 609-1886 (425 amino acids)
Cellular component (GO): precatalytic spliceosome
Source: RefSeq, a predicted model, not a curated record